UUGUGUCACACUUCUAUGUUACUGAAACAGUUAAUUGGUAAAUUUAGUAUUUACAACUGUUUUACUACGUUUUUGUUAGUUCUAAUUUCCUGUCUUUUUUUAUUUGACCUAAAUUUCAGCGUAACACCUCUACUGCCAAGUAUAUUUCAUCAACCAACAAGGACUCUCAUACAAUUUAGCUUGCGGAAAGGAAAAAGGAAGACAGUAAAAGCUGUGGUUGACAGAUUUCUCCGAUUGCACUGCGGCCUUUGGCUAAGGAGAAGGGCCGGCUACAAGAAGAAACUGUGGAAAAAGAAUGCCAGGCGGAGAAAGCGCUUGAGGGAACAUGUGUUCUGCAAUAAAACACAGUCUAAGCUCCUUGACAAAAUGACCACUUCCUUCUGGAAGAGAAGAAACUGGUAUGUCAACGAUCCCUAUCAGAAAUACCAU
Sceloporus undulatus (fence lizard) is the source of this 429-nucleotide messenger RNA. It is a transcript of the gene MRPL35, whose product is annotated as mitochondrial ribosomal protein L35. Gene Ontology annotation, biological process: translation. Gene Ontology annotation, cellular component: mitochondrion; ribosome. Gene Ontology annotation, molecular function: structural constituent of ribosome. NCBI's taxonomy places the organism in Eukaryota, Metazoa, Chordata, Lepidosauria, Squamata, Phrynosomatidae. The record is from RefSeq and is a predicted model, not a curated record. The transcript has 2 exons. The annotation marks the transcript as partial.